AGAAAAAUGUAAAAGAUGGGGAAAAAAAACCCAACAACAACUAACCUAGUCGAUUAGAUGAAAAAAAAAUUUGAGGACGUCUUUGUUUUGGUUAAUAUCUUGGGAAAAUUAGUAUUCGUGAUAGUUCUGUAUUACUGAUAUUUAGUUUGCUUAAUUCUCUCUGUUACACUUGAAUGCACCUAAUCUAGCUUUAAUGUUCUCUAGAUUUUGUUGUAAAGGUUCUUUUCUCUUCUUUGAAACCCAAUCACUUUUUUUGUUUUCCUUUUUUUAAUGCAUAUUCAGGGGAAAAAGAAUUCUCAAUCUAAUAAGUUCAAUACUUAGAGCGUGUGUUUCUGCUAUUCGAGUUUGUAGAUUGUUAUUUGCAUUGUGUUUCAGAGCAUUUUGUAGUUUAGGUUUCUCCUUUGCAACCCUGAACUAAACCUAACUAAAAAAGAGAGCGUGCAACUGCUGAGCUCCUCUCUCUUAGACCUCUGGAUUCUCUCCUUCACCCUGUCACCCUCGGCCUCAGUUCCUCUCUGCCUCAUUCAGACAGUGAGUCACCACUAACCUCACCCAUACUCCAGUCACCACCACCAUUCUCCAUCCCAUCUCUGAUCUCUCCCUCUCAAUUGUGAUCCCUCCCUCCCUCUCAAUAUUGAUGUCCACCGCCUCUUGGCCACGUCGCGCCUGCCCAUGUCAGCCACCACGCACCAGCCUUUCUCUGGUGUCUGCCUCCUCAACCCAAGUCGCAGAUGAGUUCUCUCAGUCGCAACCUCCACAAUCUUCACAACAUCGACAAGGCAGCCUCCACCCUCUUGCUCAUUCUUGCACAGCCAAUCAGCCAGCCUUCCCUUUCACCAAGCUGCAUUCAAAUAAUGGCUUAUAUUCAAUAUGGUAGAAAUGCCUUACGGCGUAUUAUGAAAGAAAGUAACCUUAGGAGGUCUGAUGGUGCUAUACAUCCACUUCACUAUGCUUGCCAAGGAGCUCGAUUCAGAAAGUUAGAAGUUAUUCUUACAAUGAACAUAGAAAAGCUUGGGAAAGCUGGUCAGACAGUUAAGGUUGCUCCUGGGCAUUUUCGCAACCACCUCAUGCCCAAAUUGCUUGCUGUUCCUAAUAUUGACAAGUUUGCUCAUCUUAUCAGGGAGCAGCGCAAGAUUGACCAACGUGAGGAAGAAGAAGAAGUUAAAGUAGUUAAAGAGACUGUGGAAGAUAAGAUGAAAGAAUAUGAAACGGCAGCAAAACGUUUAACAAAUGCCAAGGUGGCUGCAAGGCAGUUUAAUGUGAUAAUUGAGCGGGAUAAUAUUCAUCUUCCAUUGCCUUUGACCACUUUUGGAGAACAUGAAGUUCAACUACGCUUGCCAAAGUCUAUCCCAUUGCCAGAGGGGAAGGUUAACUGGACUGUUAUGGUUAAAAUCCGUGGUAAAUAAAGAACUAGCUUUUGAUGUCGGCUUUCACCGUCUUAUUUGAAUGCUAUAGCGGGUUUUUAGAACUGAACUUAGCACUUCAACUCUUUGACAUUUUGUAUAAGGCCCUCCAAAUGCCUUUUUUUUAGUUAUAAGUAUUCAAUAAUCAAUUCCAAUGGAAAUUCCUAGGGUUUGAAUUUUGAGUA
Molecule: messenger RNA, 1588 nt
Organism: Hevea brasiliensis (rubber tree)
Lineage: Eukaryota; Viridiplantae; Streptophyta; Magnoliopsida; Malpighiales; Euphorbiaceae
Exons: 5
Coding region: 732-1406 (224 amino acids)
Biological process (GO): translation
Cellular component (GO): mitochondrion; ribosome
Molecular function (GO): structural constituent of ribosome
Source: RefSeq, a predicted model, not a curated record